Papilio xuthus (Asian swallowtail) is the source of this 2416-nucleotide messenger RNA. RefSeq names its product SET and MYND domain containing, class 4, member 4 (gene Smyd4-4). Lineage: Eukaryota; Metazoa; Arthropoda; Insecta; Lepidoptera; Papilionidae. The coding region runs from base 25 to 1833 and encodes 602 amino acids. Gene Ontology annotation, molecular function: histone deacetylase binding. Gene Ontology annotation, cellular component: nucleus; cytoplasm. The record is from RefSeq and is a predicted model, not a curated record. The transcript has 2 exons.
CACUCACCAUAUAUCACCAAGACAAUGAUUAUUGAUCACUUAUAUGAAGAUAUUCUUCGAAAAUUGACGGCACAGGGUAAAAUAAAAGAUAUUUCCAAUAAAUUGUUAUCUUUGCAAAGCAAUGAUGAACGAGUAUUAUAUGUCUACGAAUUAGUAAAGGAUUUAGAUUGUUUUCCAGCAGUUAAUGAAGUGAAAAAAUCAGAGAAUGUGUCUACAUAUUACCGUAACCAAGGCAACAAAUGUUUCCAGUCACAUGAGAAUUUGAAAGCAUGGCAAUUUUAUAAUUUGGCCCUGCUAUAUGCUCCUAUCAACUCUAAUAACUACUGCUAUGCUUUAUCAAAUAGAUCAAUUAUAUUUUUGGCUUUAAAGAAGUUUGAGGAAUGUUUGCUUGAUAUAGAUAGAGUGCUUGCUCUGGAGUACCCUAAGGAACUAAAAGAUAAAUUAUUAAAAAGAAAAGAAAUAUGUAAAGAAGCCUUACUUAAAAAUACUUUUAAACAUGUAGAGAAACCAGAUUUAAGUGAUUUUUUGGCUAUGAAAAGUAAAAAAGAUUCUAGAUACUUGUGUGCAAGUUCAAAGUUAGAGGUGCUGUUUACUGAACAGUUUGGACGCCAGGUGAUUGCAAAAGAAGAUAUAAAUGUGGGUGAAGUACUUGUUGAAGAGGAACCUUACCUCACUGUGCAGCUAAAAUCACAGUACAUUUUAAGUUGCAGCUAUUGUCUUUCAAGACAAAUAAAUUUGUAUCCAUGUGAAAGUUGUUGUUAUGCUCUCUAUUGUAGCAUUGAGUGCAAGAAUAAGGCUUUUAAAGAAUAUCACUCUGUUGAGUGUCAACUAAUGGCUAUAUUGUAUGAUAUGGACUUUACUAAAUUGGAAUUACUAGCUUUGAGAACUGUGAUAAAGUCACGUAAUGACCACAACAAUUGGGUUGAUCUAUUUAAUACAAUCAGUGAUGCAGAGGCAAAUAUGAACAAUGAAUUUCGUGGGCACAUCCAAAUAAAUGGCAAAUGGAUAUUUGAUUCAAAACAUUACGCUACAAUACACACAUUAGAAAGCAACAUUGAUAAACGAUCUGUAUCUGAUAUAUUUCAGAAAUCGGUUACGGGUGCUGUAUUUUUAAAAUUUUUGAAGGAAGAUACUAAUUUUCUUCAAGUAGAAGAUAAAGAACUAUAUGAGACUGUAGUAAAGAUUGUUUCUGGACUGUUAUUGCUUCAUUUAAUGACAAGUCCCACUAAUAUGCACGGAAUCACCUCUAAUAUGGAGGCAAAUGGUGUUUAUGUUAAAGAGGUGAAUUUAGCAAGCGCUCCGUAUGGAUAUCAUAGCCUCUUGAAUCAUUCUUGUGCCCCAAAUGUUGUAAGAUAUAACAAACUAGGUACUGGCAGUAUGUCCUUAAUGGCUUUACGUCCUAUCAAAAAAGGAAUGCAACUAUUUGAUAACUACGGAGCACACCAUGCAUUAGAGCAGAGGGAUGCACGUCGGGCAAAUCUGAAAUUUCAAUACAAAUUUGACUGCAUUUGCGAAGCCUGCAUUAACAACUGGCCAGUUUACUUAAGUAUGAGACCGUCCUUACAUGUUCCUGCAAAAUUGAUAAGUAUUAAAAACACAUUAAUAAAUAAAAGUGUUAUAGGAGAUUUAGAAAGAGGUAAUUUAGCUACUGCACAAAAAGUUUUUAAAACAUUAUGUAGUUUGUGUCAGAAUUUUGAGCCUUACGCACCAUGUGUUGAGUUGUUAGAUUGCCAAGAAGCAUUGAAACAGUGUUUAGCUAUUUUCUCUGGUCUACUGCCGGAGGGUAAUGAAAUUCUAAUACUAUGGCCUACUAUCCCUCCUGAAUUGAUUUAGAUUUUUUGUAAUUAAAAGUCUUCUAGUAUCUUAACUUUCUAUUUGUGUUACUGUAAGUUUCUGAGACUAAAAUCCCUUUAUAAAACACAUCCCUGUCAUUAUCUUUGAAUUUUUUAAUAGGUAUUUUUUGAUUUUAGAAACCCACCAUUAUAAACUUAUUAUAAGUUGUAACACAAUUACAGCACAAAUUAUGUUACAGAGUUUUUAAAAUGAUACUAGCUCAUUAGUAAGAAAUAAUUUUAAUAUUCAAUUUACAUCGUUUUCUGUGUGAAGAGGCUUAAAAGUAUUAACUUGCCAUUUUUAUAAAAUACGUUACGGAUUUUAUGAAAAUCUGAAGUUGUUAAGAAAUCAAUAUGUUAUAAUAUAAAUCAGAAUACAUGUUCCUUCUCUGUCAUAUUUAUAGCUUCCAAGUGUAUGUUUGUCUCCCUCGUAACGGGCGCACAAUAUUUUCUUCAGAGUAAUGACUGGUUUACAUGAUGUCAUUACAGUAUGGACUCACUGGCGCCAGUUAGUGUUUACAUUAUGCCAGUUAUAUGCUAUUGGUGAUUUUGGCCGCUAUUAUCUUACUUGAAGACUUCAUGGC